AUGGAUGUCAAUCAUUUUGGUAGCAUUGUGACAGUGCUUUCAUUGCUGAUCAUUAUUUCCAAUGCUGUCGUGGUGGUGGUGCUGGUCCUAAUGAUUCUGAAGAACAGAUCUGCUAGCUUGUGUUUCGUCUUGAACCUGGCAGUCGCAGACAUGCUGUUAGGAUUUACCUGCUUUGGAACAGCUGUUAUAGUACUCAGCAGACAGAAUUUCACCGCCAGCAGAGAGUUGUGCAUAUUACGGACUUCACUUAUAAUCUCACCCUCUGCUGCCUCUAUAUUAACAAUGGUGUCAGUUGCAUUUGACCGUUUCCUAGCUAUAAAACUACCUUUACAAUACUGCCGACUGAUGCUGGAUAAAAUGGUGGUGUUAAUCAUUGUGUGCCUCUGGACUGUAGCACUUUUAAUUGGGUUCCUGCCAGUGAUCAUUCAGCAGCUACAGCGUGCUGAGUAUAAUGGGGCCUGCACCCUGUUCUCAAUCAUCAAUCCUAAGUAUAUUAUAAUUGUAUUUUGCUCUUGUUUUCUUCCUGCUUCAUUAAUCUUUGUCUACUUCUACAGCGUUAUCCUCAAAAUAGCAUAUUCCCAUACACGUCAAAUCCUUGAAAGUGAGCGAAUGAGCACAGUCUUCAGCUCUGCUCCACCACCUCGCUGUCACAUCCGAGAUGUCAAAGCGAUCAGGACCAUUGGGAUACUUGUCGGAUGUUUUAUGGUUGCAUGGACGCCCUUCUUCAUUGCAACUACUGUGCAAGUAUGUUGCACCAAGUGCCAAUUAUACACAACCAUUGAAGACUACCUCUGGCUCCUUAGUCUGUGUAACUCUCUGAUGAAUCCGCUGAUUUAUUCCUAUUGGCAAAAAGAUGUGAGAAUGCAGGCUCUUCAGCUCUUCUGUGCUGCAAAAGCCAGGAUUUCCCCAACAUGCACCUUCACCCGCUGUCAAUGGGAAGCAAGUGAGAUCCAAAGUCCUGGUGCAGAAAGAGGGACUGAAGGUGAAUUACCAGUGUCCUGUCCAGCAAUCGGUGCUGUCAGUUAUUACAUAACAAAUACACUAAAUGUUGGUGUGCAAAUUGUGUCACCAAUAACUAUUGGGUAUAUUACACAAGAAAAAAUUACAACGGGCUGGAUAAUGGUGAUUUUUAUGUUGCUGACAGAGGGAGAGAAGAUGCAAUUGGAACAGAUGGUGAGGGUGCCCCAAGCAAAAGACAAAGACAGUGCUAAUCAUGGUAAAGGAGAAAUAGAGGUGUAA
Rhincodon typus (whale shark) is the source of this 1239-nucleotide messenger RNA. RefSeq names its product glucose-dependent insulinotropic receptor. Bases 1 to 1239 code for a protein of 412 amino acids. Gene Ontology annotation, molecular function: phosphatidylcholine binding; G protein-coupled receptor activity. Gene Ontology annotation, biological process: G protein-coupled receptor signaling pathway. NCBI's taxonomy places the organism in Eukaryota, Metazoa, Chordata, Chondrichthyes, Orectolobiformes, Rhincodontidae. The record is from RefSeq and is a predicted model, not a curated record. Gene Ontology annotation, cellular component: membrane. The transcript has 3 exons.